GUCUCUCACUAGCAGCUGCAGUAGCAGAGCCACAGCACGCCCAUCAAAACCUGUGAACUUCUAACCAGCUAACGUUGAAGAAAAGGAAAGGACCAAAAAUGGAGGCAGCAUCUUCCACACUGGACCCAGACUUAAUGAGGGAGGUUCUUGAAUGCCCCAUUUGCCUGGAGACCUACAACCAGGAUCAAAUGAGACCCAAGCUCCUGCAGUGUGGUCACACAGUGUGCCGGCAGUGCCUGGAGAAGCUGUUGGCUAACACUAUAAAUGGUGUGCGGUGCCCUUUCUGUAGCAAGGUGUCCCGUAUGAGCAGCAUCUCCCAGCUGGCUGAUAACCUCACUGUGCUCAAGAUCCUAGAUUGUACUACAUCCUGCAGCGCUGCUACUGCUGCCCUUAUGUGCAAGUCCUGCUGCAACCGCCUGCCAAGACAGUACUGCCAUGACUGUGCCACAGUUCUCUGUGAGGUCUGUAAAGGGGAGGGCCACCUGCAUCAAGGCCACUCAGUCCAGCCAAUCAGGGUGGCUGCUGAGCAGCGUCGUAAAGAGCUGGGUGGCAAGCUGGCUUCGUUGCGUGACGUCAUGGGCGAAAUUCAAAAGAAAAAGCAAGCUAUUGAUAACAUUUCUAAGUCAUUGAGACUUAAGUACCAAGCAGUGCAGCAUGACUAUACUUCAGCUGAGCUGCGUCUUCAAGAGGAGCUCAGCAGGUCUCGAAGGACAUUCACAGCUGCCCUUGCAGAAGUGGAAAAGCUAAAUGGGCAGGUCCUGGAGGAGCAGACAUAUCUCCUUAACAUUGCAGAGGUAAAAGUGGUGUCACGCUGUGAUUAUCUGUCAAUGCUGGUGAGGCAGAGCGAUAUCGCUUUGCUUAAGGAUGAUGGUGAAGGCAGUGAUGAUGAAGAGCUGGAUUUGAAGAGCAGCUUGCCCGCCAUGUUUCAGCUGCAAGAGCCAGGGCUCGUCAGAGCAGAACACUCCAAACCUGUUGAAAUAGGCCACGUGACCACAAAUACUUAUACUGUCAAUACAGAGGAUGAGGAGAAUGGGUUGGAGGUUGCGCUUGAGGGUGAUGCAGAGGGUGUAGCCGGGGCAGUAGGGGCUGCAGGUGGUGGAACAGGGGCUCCAGUAGAUUUGUACAGAGACAUUGACAUGGUCACAGCUGUAGAGGAGGCGGUCUGUGGUUCACCAGGCAGCUUUAAGUCAAAAUCCAUGGAUGCAGGCGGGGGAUCCCCUGGAGGAGCAGGGGCAAGUGCGGGGCCUCCUGUGUGCCAGUUUGUGAAGAAGAUGGGCAGCAAGGGAACUCUGCCUGGCAUGUUUAAUUUACCAGUCAGCAUCUGUGUAACACCUCAAGGUGAGGUCCUGGUGGCUGACCGUGGCAACUACCGCAUCCAGAUCUUCAAUCGCAAAGGUUUUCAGCGUGAAAUCCGCCGCAAUGCCAGCAGCAUCGACAACUUUGUCCUGAGCUUCCUCGGGGCCGAUCUGCCCAACCUCAUCCCCUUAUCCAUCGCUGUCACUCCUCAAGGUCUGAUCGGGGUCACUGACAACUACGAUAACUCAGUUAAAGUCUACACUAUGGAUGGACAUUGUGUGGCUUGCCAUAAGAACCAGCUGAUCAAACCUUGGGGCAUCACUGCCAUGCCAUCGGGCCAGUUUGUGGUGUCAGAUGUGGAAGGCGGCAAGCUGUGGUGUCUAGCAGUGGACCGCAACGUAGGCGUGGUCAGCUACAACCGACUGUGCUCUGCUGUGCGGCCAAAGUUUGUUACAUGCGAUGCAGCUGGGACAGUCUAUUUCACACAGGGUUUAGCUCUGAACUUUGAGAAACGUCACAACGAGCCCCACCUGGAAGGUGGCUUUUCCAUUGGCUCGGUGGAUACAGAUGGCCAGCUGGGCAAGCAGCUUAGCCAUUUCUUCUCAGAGACAGAGGACUUCCGCUGCAUCACUGGCAUGUGUGUGGACGCCAAUGGGGAUUUGCUUGUAACAGACAGUGGCAGGAAAGAAAUUCUCCAGUUUCCCAAAGAGGGUGGAUUCAAAAUUCUCAUCCAGGAAGGGCUGACCUGCCCUGUAGGAGUGGCCACCACCCAGAAAGGACAGCUGCUAGUGCUCGAUUGUUGGGACCACUGUGUGAAAGUCUACACAUACAUUCAGAGGAGGCACUCAUCCACUUCCUAGAGGAACAAUCCAGACUAUUCACACACAAGCAAGAGAGGUUUAGUAGGUAUGUGUUGGUAGGUGUGUAUGGGUAUUUGGAAAAGGUAGAAUCACACUGUUACCUGUCACUUUAGUUUGGAUGCAGUCCAAACAAAUCUCACUCCAGCUUUCAUUGGGUUGUUAAAUGAAUGUUCUCGUCAGUUUGGUUCAGGUUAAAAUCCACAGGAUUUAAAUUGAAUACCCUUAAAUUAAAAAUCUACCACUUACACUGCCCCUUACCUGAUUAUUUUAAAUGGAUCACAACACUGAAAAAUACCUUGCAACAUUUUUUACAUCAACUGGCACAAGUUGUCACAUUAAAAUAAGCAAAAGAAGCCAUUGAUGUUAAAGCUAUUGCAGGCACAAAGUACAGAUAAUUCCCUUUCUUCUGUCAUAUCCACCACUCAGCCUGACUGUGUGUGUGUGUGUGUGUGAUGCACGGCUUUCACUGAUCUUGCCCGGCUUUGCGAAAGAGAAACGGAAGGAAGAAGAGGGGAAAAUUAACAUGCAUUUACAUAAAAAAUAAAGCAUGCCAAGGCUUUUGGCCUGUGAAGCACUUUAUUAUUGACAUGACACUGUUUCCUAGUGUCAGGUUUUAGUAGCACAGACUAACACUGAUGUUGCUAAAUGCAGCUGGCAGCUUUAAAGUUUACUGUGCAGUUAGCUAAUGGCAUAACAGCAACUAAGGAUCAGCAUUCGUUGAAUUGCAUUCAGGGAACAAUAAGUGUUGAAUAAUAAGUCACCUAAAGGAUAGAGGGUCAAACAUCAUAAUCACAAGAUGAUGGUGAGGAAAUCUGGGUAAUUUGGGGCAAUGGUGAUUUGUCAUUUAAAGGGGUUCUGUGAGUGUAAUCAUUUUUGGGUGUAGCUGAGUUAAUGCAAUCAUAACUAGAGUUACUGAUGUUUAAUUUGUAGACCAUAUUGUUCUGAUUUUUGUCCUAGUACUCAUUGAUACUGCCCAACUGGCCUGUGUACUAUGUAUUUUGGAGUACCAGAUCAUCUUAAAUCACUUUUCAGAGCAAAAAUUCCUCCUCUGUAUGUUCUUUCAUUCAAACCUGUCCUGUUUUUGUUUUUCAGUCACAGCCUCACUAGAAGGCGGGUUGAGGUAACCAUCUGUAAGAUAACAUAAUUUUCAUUUGCUCUGGAUUAGAGUUGCAAAUUGUAAGCGCUUUCCUCAAUCAAUUAUCUGCAAUUUUAACAAGUGAUUAAUUAUUAUUUUUUAAAAAAAAAACGUUGCUUAUUUCAAACAAUAACAAAUAUGUUUUUCCCCAUAAAAGCUCACAUUAACAUAUUGCUAAAACUUUUACAGCACUGCAUACCCUGUUGAUUGAUCGAUGCAAAUUCAAAUGAUCGAUUAAAUUCUUAAUAACAGAUUUAUUGAUCGUCGAUUAGUUGUUGUCAUCCCUACUCUGGAUACUAUUCUUGCUGUUGCACUACAUUUCACUUCUAUUUGAGGCCUCUAAAUCCCCUUCUGCUUGACUUUUUUUAACCUACUCCAUUAAAGUUAGCAAAAACUGUAGCUCUUAGUGCGAGUCCUACCUCUCAGAAGGAACUGUGUGUAUUAUGAAUAGGGUAGUAAAGGUUACAGAUGACCUUUGUAACUUGGCAGGUUCUUAAAAUUUCAAGUCUGUUGUCCUGUACUAUAGGCUUACCUACAGCGACAUCAUACAGUGAUCUAUAUAUUACUUUAUGUUGCACUGCCAGUACAGAUAACACUGCAUAGCUCCAGCACCAAGACCACACUAAAGAGUAGCGUUAGUAUUUUUCAACCUUGACCUUAUUGUCUCACAUUUUUGUGUCUGAAUGACUAAUAGGCGCAGCAAUUUUUUAAACUUGGUCCAGUAUUGCAGACAGUGCUGCAGCCAGCAGCUGCAAAAAAGGCUGCAGUGUAAUUACUCUGGCCAAUUAUAUUAAAGAGUAUGAUCCUUUUUGUUUAACCAGCAGCAGCCCUGAAAUUGCCAUCACCACACUUACCAGACUCCAUUCAAAUAAACAGUAAUUUUAUCAUAAGACACACUUCAUUCAAAGUCAACAAAAACAAAACAAAACAUACAAAAUAUGCCUUGGUUCGUCCUUAACUGUUCCAACAAUUUCCAUCUCUGGUAUGGUUGAAAAAAAAACCCUUCAUUAGCCCUAUACACGCUAACAUUAGUUUUUAUUUAAAUGGAGUCUGGUGGAACCGGUGAUGGCAAAUUCAGGGCUGUUUCUGGUUAAACAAAAAUGAUCUUGCUCUUAAAGAAAACGGUCUGUCUCUGUGGGGAUCCUUUCCAUAGUGUUGUCAGACACUUAUAAUAACAGUCUCAGUCUGUCAGUGGCAAAAAUAAGCACUUUUAGUGGACAUGAAUUAAAGGUUCAUAAUUUCCCUGAGUGUCUAUAUUGCAGCGUGUUUUAGAGCGGCUGGCUGCAGCCUUCCAUCAACACUGGACCAGCUUUUUUUACUUUAAAUGUUCCCAUUAGUCACUUAGAUACAAAAACAUGGGAGAAAAAUAUCAAAGCUACCCUUUAAGUAUUUAGGAUACAACAGACAUCCACAACUUCAAGAAUGUUUACAAACUUUGUUCAAACCUGACAUUUAUACCAGAGAACGUAUUCCACUGUUUCCUCACGCCUGGCCUGUGGCUGCACAAUCUUUUUCAAGAUCAAUGGCAGGAGUGUUCAGAAUAGCACUGCUCGGAUAAUGAUGAAUGAAAACACAGCAAACCUGACUUUGUUACACCAGUUGCUGGUUCUGUGUUGCUAUGUCUCCCUCAGGUUUUUCUUCAACACUAGACACGUUUCAACCUAAAUUUUGCAGUGAUGGUCGAUAUGGUAAAGACAACAGCCAUAUACAGUGUUGUGCAAAGUAGUAGAUAGUCAACAUGAAAUUCAUCUGUAUCUGCAUGUUUUUCAUUUAUUAUUUUAUCAUGUAGCUUUACUGAAUUGAUGAUGCUUUCAGGUAAAAUAACAAUAAAAGACACCUUUAACCAGAAUAUUUAGUGGCCUAAAUACGGGGAAUCAAAUUAAUCAUUGAAACCCACCUAUAUACGUAUGUAACAUAUUGUAUGUCCAUAAAGUCGUAAAUAUGCCUUCCCGCCAAUAGCUAUCUUCCAGUCCAGGUAUGCUCAUAAGAGCAUAUCACAUGCAGACAUUUCAGCCUUAAAAAUGAGUUAUUUCACAAAGCUGACCUUAUCGCUGCACCUGGAGCCCUGUUAAACAGCAACAUACAAAUAUACAUAUCUGAAAAUCAAACUGUAUCAGAAACAAUAAGUGUUUUUAAUAUUUCUACAUAAACAAAGAAAUAAAAAGUAGGAAAAUUUAGCAUCAGGUGAAGUCUGUCACAGUCAUUUCAUUGUGCUUGUUUUUGUUUAAUUGUUAGACCAUAUUAUAUCAACACUAAAAUAAUAAAUUGUAAUUCAAGAUAGUCUCAGCUGCAUGUCAACCUUGCCAUAAUACAUUUUUUCAGUGCUUUUACUUCAUUCAUGGUCACUGGAAGUAGUUAUCACUAGAGAAUAUUCAAACUUUUAACAGUGACAGAAAAAUGCAUUAAAAUGCUAGAAAAAUCAAGUGUCCUUGUGUCAGUGUGCUGAACAUCAGAGUGUCUCACAUCUUUAAAAUAUGUUUUGUUAUACGUCAUUGGAGAGAAGUUCUUUCCUUGCAUACUUCUUCAAAGUUAAUUUCUAGCACUGGAUCGUAAUACUGCAAUAUGUCCAUGAACCAAACUCCCAUGUGUUUAAGGUGUUAUGUCCUUUGGAGGCUGUGAAUUUUACAAUGUGUUGAACACAUUACAGACAUCUCUGUGUAGUCAAAUUCAUGUUUGUAUUGUUGAUUAUCUGAGUGCAAUAAAGAUUUAUGAAACAAA
Messenger RNA from Plectropomus leopardus (leopard coralgrouper), 6009 nucleotides. RefSeq names its product tripartite motif containing 32 (gene trim32). The record is from RefSeq and is a predicted model, not a curated record. NCBI's taxonomy places the organism in Eukaryota, Metazoa, Chordata, Actinopteri, Perciformes, Serranidae. Gene Ontology annotation, molecular function: zinc ion binding; protein binding.